Molecule: messenger RNA, 935 nt
Organism: Tupaia belangeri chinensis (Chinese tree shrew)
Lineage: Eukaryota; Metazoa; Chordata; Mammalia; Scandentia; Tupaiidae
Product: lymphocyte antigen 6C1
Exons: 7
Coding region: 380-787 (135 amino acids)
Cellular component (GO): plasma membrane
Source: RefSeq, a predicted model, not a curated record
GUCACAGCCAGCCACCAGCCAGGCCAAGCAGGAGCUGCGGCCAGAGUGGCCGUCUCUUCGCCUCACGUCCACUUUCUAUUCGGCGUGGGAGCUGAGGGUCCGAAGUAGACCUCUAGCCGCUUCCAGCAACACCAGGCAGCCGAGCGAGUGCCCGCGGAGCCGGCCGAGCUCCUCGUAAGAAGAGGCUGUGGGUGAAGAAGAGGCUGCAUUGGGACGGAGGCUGAGGCUGGCUGGGGGAACCGUAGGUGGCAGGCUCCAGGUCCUCACCUUGGCUGUGUGGCCCCGCUGCCUCCUGUCGGGGCUUCAGAGUCAGUCAAGAGCCAGGAGGCCUCUGGGCACCCCUGCCCUCCCUCAGGGUCUGCAGAAAGCCUGACCAUCCAUGAUGCAAGGGGCCCUCCUGCUCCUGUGGUCAGCCGUGGCAUGUGCGGAGCAAGAGCACAGCCUGCAGUGCUACAAGUGUGCCCAUGUGAGCCGUGGCGAGGACUGCGAGCUGGUGUCCUGCCAAGCGGACGAGGUCUUGUGCUUCUCUCAGCAGGCGGUCAUCACCGUGGGGUCUGAGAGGGUGGUGGACAUUACCAAGGGCUGCGCCAGGAGCUGCGUCAUCCAGACACCCACCGACUGGACAGACAUCCCAUCCCAGGACAUCGCCAGUGCCCAGGCCUCCUGCUGCUCCCAGAGCCUGUGCAACGUGGGGACCAUCGCCAGCGCAUCUGCCCGGGCCCUGCCCUGGGGGCUGCCGCUCGGCCUAGGCCUCUGCCUGCUCCCCGCCCAGCUCUUACUGCCGUAGCCUGCCCACGGAGGGCCGUGUCUGGCAGAGCUGACAGCGCCGUCCCCGCUGUGCCAGCCAGAUGGGACUAGGGGCCCCACAACCCACGAGGAGGCCAGCCGAGGCACCCCACAGGCCCUCAGGGACGUGCAGCAAUAAACGCAGGCAG